AUGGCCCAGAAACUGAUAGUCAGUACACUAACGAGUAGCAAGGUUGAACUUGACUCGGUUUAUGAUCCUUGCCCUGUACGUGUGUGUGAUUAUGGGCUAAAAGCAAGUUUUGUACUGCUGGACAUGAAAGAUUUCAAUGUGAUCUUGGGUAUGGAUUGGCUAUCGACUCACAGGGCCAGUCUAAUCUGCUUAGAGAGGAAGGUCUUGUUCAAACCAGUGGAAGACACUGAAGCAAAGGUUAGGCCAUUGGAAGAGCUGUGUGUAGUGAAAGAUUUUUCGGAUGUCUUUCUGGAAGAUCUAAAGUGGUUGCCACCAGAUCCCGAGACAGAGUUCAUGAUAGAUCUGAUUCUUGGUGUAGCCCCAGUAUCCAAGGCUCCUUACAGGAUGGCCCCAACUGAGUUGAAGGAGUUAUAA
Telopea speciosissima is the source of this 414-nucleotide messenger RNA. RefSeq lists its product as uncharacterized. Bases 1 to 414 code for a protein of 137 amino acids. The transcript is spliced from 2 exons. Lineage: Eukaryota; Viridiplantae; Streptophyta; Magnoliopsida; Proteales; Proteaceae. The record is from RefSeq and is a predicted model, not a curated record.